ACUUAUUUAUGCAGAAUACGACACGACCGUUUGUUACAGUUACGUAAUUUCCUUAUGGAAAAUAAGUACAUUGCCAACAUAAUGAUGUAUUACAUCUUUUUUAAAGAAUUUGAUCGUACAGAUUAUACAUUUGAAUAAUGAUAAUACAACAAAGAUACUUUGAUUUUAAUCGACUGUUCAUAACAAAUGGUUCAGUCAUUCUAUGUAACAUAUACAGUUCUUUUUUUUACCUUUUAUCGAAUGUAAAAGUGUAAAUUUCAUUUUCUAAUGUUUCGUUUAUUGAAAUAUAAUGACUACACUUGUUAAUCAUGCUUGACAUUCUCUUCAACAUCAUUUUUUUUAUAUAGAGAGAAUAUAGACACAGAUAAUAAUGUACAUACAUACACACAUAAAGAUAAGACUUGUAUACAUGAUUACUAAACUAAUAGUUCAUUUAAUGAUCUCACUACAAUAAGAGAUAGACAAAAUUCAAAAUAGAAGAAAUCAUGUAAGUAUGUUUAAAUUAUCUUAUGAUAAGAACCUCCCGACGAGAUCAAUCUUUGUCUAUGAAUAUAGAUAAAAGAAAACUUAUUGAUCCCUUAUUGUCAAUCAUAUAUUUAUUAGUAUCAUUUGCCAGCACAAGGUCAAUAAGCUGUCUGAUAUCUAAUAACACGAUCGCUGUGUUUGUGUUAUCUCAUAACAACAAAAAAGACAAAAUAUAUCUAUCUAUAUGAUAUCUAUAUUAGGAUAGUCGACGUCCAAUGUGCUUUGACAUAUCUCUAAUUUUCUAUCAAGAAAAAUAAUCUAAAGUUUAAAUAAAUGAAUAAACAAAAACUUGAUAUUUAUGAUUGAUGAAUUUACAGUAUCACGUACAAAGACUAGUUCCAGCAGUAAAAGUCUUCUUAUAACGUGCAGAUGAUUUUCCUCUAAGAAUUCUUUUUCAAGGACGUAACCACAUGACAAGACCAUUAUUUGUAUGUCUGUCAGCCUUGGCAUACUACGUAGAUAGUACAACAACUCGACUGUUAGCUAUAUAUGUGGCAACUGGCAGUUCUGUUUUUUUUUCUUCGUCCUCUUCCGCGUACUUUGCAGUUCACAAAGAGAGAAUUUUGUUAUUAUUCCUUCUUCCCUCCACAUCACGAUUGCUCGAGAGCAACUCUCUUUUUUUUUCUUUCUAAGAAAAACUAUUCUUCUUAUUUUUUUUUAUAAUCCAUGUGCAUAUAUUAACAUAGAGAAAAAAAAAAGAGGCGAGGAAAACCGCUUAGAUUAUACUUAUAUAACUAUUGAUUUCUAGAUAAAUGUUAACAAUCAUAAGGUAGUUAAUUAACGUUUUUCUCCUUCUUAUUCCAAUGCAUUUUGACACAAGAUUAUUCAUAAUUAUUAUCAUCAAUUUAACAUCAUAUUUUAGUCAAGAUUCCGAUGAUCAAAGUUAUUUAUCAUUAAUUGAAUUUAAUCGUGGAGGUAGUUUAACAAAUCUUAUAUUAUCAUCGCCCCAUGGUGGUUUUCUUGGUGCAAAUUUAACAUCGAAAAACACUGGAAAAAAAUCACGGAAUAAUGAAAUAUUAAUAACCACAUUACAACAAUUACCAAUAGCCGGUUGUUAUAAUGACACUUUAGAACGAUGUGUAUAUACCAUACAAGAUUGUUUAAAAUCAUAUAAAAAUGAACUUUCCUAUCGUGCUGAUGCAAGAUGUGUUACUAAUCGUAGUUCAACAUUAUCGAUGUAUUUAUUAACAAAAGCUAUAUCGGAAGUAUUCGCAUCACACUAUCGUCCACAUACAAUUUUAAAUAAAUUAACUCGUCAAUAUGUUGAUCCUGCCGAAGAUUUAUUACUAGGAACAUUUUUAAUCGAAAGUGCUACGCGUACAUAUAUUGAUUACCAUCGAUUGAUAGCUAUGGCUAAAGAAGCGAUACGUCCACCGUCACGUGGUCUUUUAAUUGAAUUUAUAUUUCAUCGAAAUUCACAAACAGUACAACUUGGAUAUGGUUACGAUCCAUUACAUUCAUCAAUUGCUGGCAAACCAAUUCAAUCGACAAUGAAUGAACUUAUUUCACGUUCUGGUCCAAGUGUUAUUUUAGGAAAUAAUUCAUUUGGACAUUUUUUACGUCUUAAUGGCUUUAAAUAUGUUAUUCCUUUAGAACAAUCACAGCAACAAAGACAAAUUGGAUAUCGUUUAUCAACUUAUUCAACUCGAAUGCAUGCUGAUCAGCGAUUUAAUGCAAUUCUUUUUUCCUAUCCAAUCGAACGUUUAAGAACUAAUUCAAUUAAACUCGAAGCAAUACGCAUUGCUAAAUCUAUUGAACAAUUUAUACAAACAAAUAACAUCAAACUUCUUUCUUCAUCUUCUUCUUCAUUUUUGUUGUCUGUUAAUGUAAUCAUAUAUUUGUUACUACAAUCGUUUACUAUUUUGUACAUUUAUUUUAUUCAUUGA
Messenger RNA from Adineta steineri, 2411 nucleotides. NCBI's taxonomy places the organism in Eukaryota, Metazoa, Rotifera, Eurotatoria, Adinetida, Adinetidae. The record is from the annotation of a GenBank genome assembly.